Messenger RNA from Coprinopsis cinerea okayama7#130, 537 nucleotides. RefSeq lists its product as hypothetical. Bases 1 to 537 code for a protein of 178 amino acids. The record is from RefSeq and is a predicted model, not a curated record. NCBI's taxonomy places the organism in Eukaryota, Fungi, Basidiomycota, Agaricomycetes, Agaricales, Psathyrellaceae. The transcript has 3 exons.
AUGAAGCUCUUUAAAUUCACCCUACCACUCUCGGCUUUGCUCUUAUAUCUCGCGCCCCUGUUUCUUCUUACUUUUGCUCAUCACUGGGAUGACGAGCUCGCUAGUCGUACCGACGACUUGCUCUAUGAUCGCAGCAUACUCGAGACGUUUGAAGUCCGGGACCUCCUCAAAGAGAUUAUAGUCCGUGAAAUUCUUGAAGCGCGAGCCCCGCAGCCCUCCGGCAACCCCGGCAAUGCCGUAUAUAUUUACACACUUCGUUCGCCUGACUCUCGCUGCACACACGUCUGGACUACCACACUUACCAAGUCGGAAGCCGAUGUCAAAGGAUAUUCUCCUGGAGCCAUAAAUGUUGCACCGACAAUGUGCCAAGCUUGCCUCCAGAACCCUUAUUUCCACGGCGACCCGCAGCCGACCAGGACUUCCAAUAGAGGAGGGAAUCUUUCAGCACCGCCAAAGGGCAAUCAUGGUGGACCCAAGCCUAAACCUCAGCCUCUCAAAGGUGGACACGCCAAGAAGGCACUGAAGGGCAGAAAGUAG